This is a messenger RNA of Capra hircus (goat), 3141 nucleotides long. It is a transcript of the gene CLDN23, whose product is annotated as claudin 23. Gene Ontology annotation, biological process: bicellular tight junction assembly; cell adhesion. Lineage: Eukaryota; Metazoa; Chordata; Mammalia; Artiodactyla; Bovidae. Gene Ontology annotation, cellular component: plasma membrane; bicellular tight junction. Gene Ontology annotation, molecular function: structural molecule activity. The record is from RefSeq and is a predicted model, not a curated record. The transcript has a single exon. The coding region runs from base 318 to 1199 and encodes 293 amino acids.
GUUGGGCCACGGCUGCUGCUGCGUCCCCACCUCCGACUGCGGUUUCGAUCAGACUCGCCCUAGAACUGGUUUCGAUCAGGCGGCUGGGAGAGAGGCAGGGCGGAGCGGCUGGGACGCUCGGAGCAAACUAGGGACGCGCGGCCGAAAGCGGACAGUCCUGCGCUGGAGACAAAGAGCGGCCGGAGGAGAACCGAGUGCAGGAGCGCGGGUGUGGCGGCGGUGGCGAGCGUGUGGACUUCAGGGAGCUGGAGCCCGGAGCGCUCUCUGCGGGCGCGAGGGCUAGAGAUCGCCAGCCUGCGGCAGGUGCGCCACCCAGGAUGCGGACGCCGGUGGUGAUGACGCUGGGCAUGGUGCUCGCGCCCUGUGGGCUGUUACUCAACCUGACCAGCACGCUGACGCCCGGCUGGAGGCUGUUGGAGGGCUUCCUCGACCAGCCGCUGGACCUGGUGCUGUACCAGGGCCUGUGGGACAUGUGCCGCGAGCAGAGCAGUCGCCAGCGCCAGUGCGGCCAGCAGGACGACCUCGGCUACUUCGCCGCCGAGCCGGUGCGCGUGGCACGGGGACUGAUGGUCACGUCGCUGGCCGUCACGGGCCUGGGGCUGCUGCUGGCGACGCUCGGCGUGCGCUGCUGGAGAGACGAGCCUCACUUCGCGGUGGCCGGCUUCUCCGGCGUCGUGCUCUUCACCGCGGGCCUCUUGAGCCUCAUCCCAGUCUCCUGGUACAACCAUUUCUUGGCGGAUCGCACCGUCCUGCCGGCCCAGCCCAGCCCGGUCACGGUGCAGGUCGGCUACAGCUUGGUGCUGGGCUACCUGGGCAGCUGCCUGCUGCUGCUGGGCGGCUUCUCGCUGGCGCUCAGCUUCGCGCCCUGGUGCGCCGAGCGCUGUGACAGCUGCCGCAAGGCGCCCUCCAGCAGCGCACGCCGCAGCAGCAUUAGCACCGUGUACGUCGACGGGCCAGAGCCCGCACUCACGUCGGCCAUCAAGUACUAUAGUGAUGGCCAGCACCGGCCGCGGCCUCAUCAGCUGGGCGCCGCCAGCCAGCGCAAGGCCGGCUUCCCGAUGCCCCGGCCCCCACCCAAAUCCUACAGCAACCCGGUGGACGUGCUCGACGGGGAGAAGGCUCCAAACUCCGAACCCGGCGGGUCUUCCCGCAGCACUCGGCCCUGCGGCAGCACGCUGCCCUGCGACUCGGACGUGUAGGCGGCACCCCCAGCCUGCUCUGGCCCCAGCCCUGUCUCACCAGGAUCCAACUUUACCUUUCCGCUGAAAACACCUGGUUCGGAGUCGGACCUUGGGACACAUUCCUGUAACUGGUUUGGAGGGCCAUCUUCCUUUCCUUUGGCCAAACUAGAUCCCUUGGACUCUUGGUUCAGGUUGGGUUUGAUUUUCUCUUUAAGGAGUUUAGUGUUCCUCCCCAGAGGAAUCAAGGCCCUCUUCUGGAGCGACAGGCAUUUCAUACUUUUAGCUGGAGACUAGAAAGAGUGACUUUGCAUCUGUUGAUAAUAAUGUCAAAAUAAGCAAAUGGAGGCUCAGAACUGGUUUAACACCUUGAAACAGCAAUAUUCUGAAAUGCCUAUGAACCUUGGAUCAGUAUAAUUAUUAUUAAUUUCCCCCCACUGUAUAAUUCAUUUUCAUGCAAACUCUCAAGAGACUAGUAUGUUUCUGGUUAUAUUUGAAGGAGGCUCUUACAGUAAACGUAGAGCCAUGCAAAUACCAGCAGCUUUAGUGACUCUAAUGGGAUGAAGUAACCCGAUUAACUCAUAUUUACAUUUCCUCAGGUAUAAAGAGGAUUUAUCCUUUUAUCACUCACUCCAGAGUUUCUCUUCUAGAUGCAGAAGGAGAAUGAAGGGACUAAUGCUGUAUUGUUCUAUUUCUUGGCUACCUCACACUGGCCAUAAAGAGCUAUAUAUUAAAUAUUUGGAACAAAAUGGAACCUGUUAAUCUCAUUAGGCUAAUGUACAUGUGUAUAUAUCUCUUAUUUAUAAAUAAAAUUUGAGAGCAAGAGUUUCACUAUACUCACAGAAGCAUUUGUCUCCAGCAUAACCUUUGGAAGGUUAAGCUUUCAUUACUAACAAUUUCCUGGCUGCCUACACAGGCUAAAAUCUAGCACUCACAUCUUUGCACCUCAGUGUAAGAUUACUAAAAGUAGCCAAUGGGCCCCUUCACUCUUUGAUUGCUUUAUUUUCAGGUUCAUGCUGUUUUCUGUGCAAAGCCAAGUCUAUUGUUGAAAAAACUAGAAGCACCAGUUUCCACAUGAGGUGAGACUAGAAAUCUUCUUCUUUUAUAACAGUGCUGCCUAAAAUCGCAGGUAGGCAGCUAUGUGUGCAAUGAGCGGGACUAAAUCUCCAGCAGGGCUGGCUCCAAUUCCGAGUGGUUGAUUGAAGGGCUGUCUUGAACUGAACUGAAUGGUAGCCAAUUCAGAGGUAGGAGCAUUCAGCUCAGUAAACAUUGACAACACAGCUAUAAUAGAACUAACUCAGCAGCACAUGCAGAGUGUUAGCAGUGGAAGGGAUAAUGCAGAUUCAUUUUCUUUGCCAUUUUGUACUGGAGUCACCUGUUUCUUUUUGCAACCAAGCUUGAGUGUGCUGGUAUAUCACUGGGGGAUCUUUUUCAAAUGCAAAUUCUGAUUCAGUAGGUCUGGAGUGAGGCCUGAAACUGAUUUCCUAACUAGCUCCCAGGAGAUGCCAAUGCUGCUGUUUCACAGGGCCCCCUUGGGGCUGCAUGGCUUUCCUUGGGACUGUGCCUCACUCAAAUUUCAAUCCCGACUGGCAGCAUGUAAUCAGAUCUUUGAGAACUAUUGCCUAGAUGAGUUUGGGGAUUUGAUUUAGGGAAUCAAGCCAGACUAGAGAAAUGGCAAUCCUACUUUUUUCAGCUGACAGCUCAAAAGGUAGUAAUUGGGCACCUGAGAAGUCAGCACCAGGCAGACAACAUAAAGAUAUUGAGUUUCUGGCAAGUACCGAAUCUGCCUCUUGCCUGCAUCAUAAUUCCAGUGUUUCUAGAGAAGCCUUGGUAAAAACAGUCAGUACUUAGUGUGAUGUUACUUUUCCCUGUCUGGCCACUCUCCUCUGGCUUAUAUCCAAAACACUUCUUUGUGAUUAAGACUUGCUGCUGAGUUAGAACUCCGUUUUUGCUUCAUCCACAG